UUACUCUCUCAAUAAUAACUAUAACCCAUCUUUCUUCCCUACAAACCCUAAUCCCAAUUCUCUCUAUGGCUAAGAAACGCCACAUCUCUCAGCUCGACGAACCACCCAUCCCCGCCUCCAAGGAUGAUCACAAACCACCACAACAAGAACACAUAACAGAUGACCAAGAAGAAGAAGAAGGUUCAACAUCAUCACAAGCAGCUUCUUCAUCUGAACAAGUAGAAGAACACGAAGAAGAAGAAGAUGACGACGAAGAAGAAGAUAUUCAACAAACACCUUCACAACCCGCUUCAAAAAACCAUCCACCCCCUUCUUCAAACUCCCAUCCAAAAUCCUCAUCUUCGUCCGAAGAAACCGACUCUGAAUCCGAAUCAGAUCCAGAACCAAACACCAAACUCAAACCUCUCCCCUCCAAGCCCAUCAAAUCAAAGCCCCAAGCCCAAGCCUCCCCUCCACCGACUAAAUCUGGAACCAAACGUCCAAUCAAUAACGACGCCAAACAAUUAAAUAAAAAGAAGAAAACAACCGCCGCAGAUGAAGACGAUAAAGAACCGGAGGACGACGUCACGAAAACCGGCGAAGACUCUAAAAAGUAUUUUCAGAGACUCUUUAGCGAAGACGACGAGCUCGUAAUUCUUCAAGCCCUCGUCGAUUUCACCGCGAAAACAGGGAACGACCCGUGCAAGCACCUAACAGUGUUUUACGAGUUUGUGAAAAAAUUGAUUCACGUUGAAGUUACUAUAGGGCAACUGAGGUAUAAGAUUCGUAGAUUGAAGCAGAAAUUUCACAAUAAAGUGAAGAGCGGAAAACCUCCUACUUCCGCGAAACCAAUUGAAAUUAAAGCGUUUGAACUUGGUCUCAAGAUUUGGGGUGAUAAACCUAAUAGGAAAUCGUUGAAGAAGGAACCGGCUGCUAAGAAACCAACAACAACUAAGAAAUUGGUGAUGGAACCUGAUUCGCCAUUGGUUGUUUUGAAUGAAUCUAAAAAGGCUGAAGAAAGUAGUGGUAAAAUUGAUGCUUCGGAUGCCAAUUUGAUUUUGAAUGAAAUGGUUCGUUUCGACAGGAGUGCAGGUUUCACUGGGCUGAAUUUGGAUGCAAUAAAUAAGGCAGUGGUGUUGCUUGAUGAAUCACAGAGGGAUGAGUUUGAGGGAAGAUGGAAGAAGUUGCAUAUUGCUGAAUUGGAGCUGUUUACAAGGCGUGCUGAAUUGGUCGAGGAGCAGACUUGCUUGAUAUUGGAUGCAUUGAGGUCAUCAUUAAGCCAUUAGUUUUUCUUGUCAUUUUAUUGAUCUUUUUUAUUUUCCAACUUUGCUGUUCAUUUAUUUUGUCAAAUUAUGGUUUUUGAAUUUAAUAGAUUAUCUUAAUGAAUACAUUGCACUAUUAUGGUUUUGGUUUUCUAUGGAUUAUCUUACUCAACACAUGCAAGCAAUGCAGAAUUGUACACAUUGCGAUUAUUGUAGUGUUGUAUAUUGGUAUUGUAUGUUUGGAAUUUCACGUUACUGAGACUUGAAAAAGUGUUUGUUGAAGCGGAUUGUGACAUGCAUUUGGUUGUUGAACCUUUGCUGUUUCUGUUCUUUCAACUAAGGGAUGUACUUGUACUUGUUUGUAGGAUUCACAUUUUGGAAUUCAUGUAGUUCAAACCAUCCAUUUUAUUA
Molecule: messenger RNA, 1652 nt
Organism: Cicer arietinum (chickpea)
Lineage: Eukaryota; Viridiplantae; Streptophyta; Magnoliopsida; Fabales; Fabaceae
Product: GLABROUS1 enhancer-binding protein-like
Biological process (GO): regulation of DNA-templated transcription
Cellular component (GO): nucleus
Source: RefSeq, a predicted model, not a curated record